AUGAGGAUCGUAACCAUAGACCUAUAAACUAAGUAACAUUCGUAACUUUUGUACGGUCAUAUCUCCGGUAGGCGCGUUACGUGUGCACAGAGUGGCAGAGACGCAGAGUGACAUAGGCUGUAACUCGUAAGCAGCUGUAGACUUGAAUCACGAUUAAACUAAUAAAGAUACUAGGUAUCUAUAAUAGCCGUGACUUGAACCAAAUCUGGAUGUUUACAACCAUAGAUAAAGAUAUAACAAGUUGUUGAUAUCAGCUAUUUAUUUUACACGCAACCAUAGACCUUAGACCAUAGACGUAACUGCACACAGAGACGUACACGCCUUACUACACCUACGGCAUCAUAACGACUUCUAUAGUAACUACAUAACCUAAUAUUAUUCAAUAUUGUUUUGUAACGUAGGUAUAGCCUAUAGCUACGAGCUAACACUGCUUGCUUAUUGAACGCAUGCUUAUAACUUGUUACUUAUUGGUAUUGAUUUUUCAGUUUUAUAAUUUUUUAGUUAUAAUAUCUAAGUUCGUAACCAGUCGUGUUUAUCGUUGUUUUUUUAUCUUAAAUAUCGUCAUAAGUCUGAAUUUUUUGACAUAAAAAAAACCCUGAAGACUGAAUUUAAUUGACAUUUAAGUCUCGUUUUGCACCAUUUUCCAUGAUGUCCAAUCCAACUGAAAUUGGUGAGAUAAUUUCUAAUUUAAAAGCAACCAUCACAUCAAAUAAAGGUGGUGUACAAUUAAAUUGCAUUGAAUCUGAUUAUUUUAAUUUAAUUGGUGAACAUAUACCGUAUCGGGAACUAGGAUACAACUCUUUGUUAGAAUUUCUUGAGCCUCUCAAGGUAUUCAAAAUUAAAAAUAAUGGAUUUAACAAAUUUGUGCAUGUUGUAAGUGAUGGAAAAACUCAACAUUUGGAAAAGAUGAUAAAUAAACAAAAAACAAAAAAGUCUAAGCGUUCAAAAUCUAAAUUUCGUGUGGUACCAUCGAAGAGUUUGAAUUAUACGUACAAUAGCUACAACAGUUCUAUGCAAAAUCGGUUGAAAAAAAAAAGACAACCAGUCAAUAAGCUUGAAAAACAUACUGCUGAUGUAAAUCCUACCAUCAAGGAACAUUUUAGAUUGCCAAAAAUAAAAUAUGAAAAUAAAAUAUUCGAGAAAAAAGACAAACCAAAAGCGAGACCAAAAGUAUCUGCUCAAGACCGGUUACAAAAAUAUGAGAAAAAAGAUAUUUAUCAAAUUGAGGUUAAGGACGAAGAAUUAAAAAGUAACACUACAAUAAAUGAAAAAUCAAAAAGUGAGACUAUAAUAAAUGAAGAAUUAAAAAGUAAUACUACAAUAAAUGAAAAAUCAAAAAGUGAGACUAUAAUAAAUGAAGAAUUAUUAAAAAAUAAUACUACAAUAAAUGAAAAUUCAAAAAGUGAGACUAUAAUAAAUGAAGAAUCAAGAAGUGAGACUAUAAUAGAAGAUUCAUUUCUGGAACUAUCAGGCGUUUUUACAAAAAAAUGCAAUAUUUAUGAAACGGUGUACAAUAUACCAAUACAACCUAAACAAAUACCUACAUAUUACAAUGAUCAGACCAACUUGAAAAUGUAUCAGUAUAUACUUGAAAGUAAAUGCAAGAAAAUUGUAAAAGUGGUAGCUGUGUUAAGUUCUUCAAGCAUUUGUGUCGUAUUGGAAGAUAGCAAUACUAAUGCAGUGAUAGCUGUAUUAAAUAAGUUGAAACUAUUUGAUGAAUUUCCAUUUAUCAAAGAAAUUGUAAUUGAUAAAUUAUUGGAAACCAAGUGUAUUCUAAUUCCAGAAAGUGUAAUUACACAUCCCCUUACCGUGACUCUAUAUGAUUUGGAAACCAAGAUGAAUAUAAAUGACGACAUAAUCAGUAGUUUCUUUCAAAAAGUAACACCAAACAUUACUUCUGAGGAUAGAUUUGAUUCUACAGAAGCUAAACUAAUAUCAAUGGAAGCUGGAUAUUGUUAUUUGCAGUUUAAUAAAGAUUUAAUAAAAUCUCUUGAAAAACUUUUUUCAACUGAUCAAUUUUUGGGACCUUGUUUAAAAAAUUCUAGAGAUGUUGAUUAUAAAGAGACAUAUUUGGCUUACUAUGAGCCAAACAUUAAGGGUAGAGUUAAAGUGGAAUAUUUCGUCAAUGAUAAUCAAGUUAAAGUAUUUUUUAUCGACUAUGGCCGUUUCAAGAUUGUUGAAGUAAAUACACUAAUUGCUCUAUUUAGUAUUAAUGCUCUCCUUGUUCGGAUUCCAAGUCAAGCUAUUAAAGUGGCGUUGCACUUGUUCCCUCCUGAAGAUGUUACACGCAGAACACAAGAGGAGUUGUUUAAUAUUUUAGGGAAUAAUACCUAUGUAUCCAUUUAUAAACUUAAGGAUUAUAAGGGACAAAUUCCAUGUGUCCAGUUAUGGAAUAUUGCAUAUCCCGAUACAUUUAUCAAUAUUAUUUUAUAUUCAAGGUUAUUCAAGCACGAGUUGUCGGAGAAAUAAGUAGUUUUUGAUGCAACGUACAAAGAAGAAAUUUUGUUUUAUUUAUAUGUAAACAUAUAUCAAAUAAAGAGAAGAUACAAAAUUAAAAA
Acyrthosiphon pisum (pea aphid) is the source of this 2558-nucleotide messenger RNA. RefSeq lists its product as uncharacterized. The transcript is spliced from 13 exons. Lineage: Eukaryota; Metazoa; Arthropoda; Insecta; Hemiptera; Aphididae. Bases 646 to 2469 code for a protein of 607 amino acids. The record is from RefSeq and is a predicted model, not a curated record.